AUGGUACAUCGAAGAACGAGAGCUCAACGCGGACAAUUGCAGAAAACAACCAUGGCAUUAUGUAAGAGUAAAUCAUGGUUUCUAGUUAUAUCCUUAUUCACAAUGUGGUCAGUUUUAAUUUGCCUAAAUUAUUCAUCUUUGAUUGAUAGUGUAGCUUCUUUGGCGAAAUUUUACGUAUAUUCUGUAAACUAUAAUCAAGAAAUUCCAUUUCUUUCUAAUCCUAGUGAAAUCACAAAUUCUACCUCCACAUUUGAUGAUGAAAAAACAGAGGAAAAAACAGGGGAAAUUGGGUAUGAUGAGAUUGAUAAGCUUUUAGAUGUUAAUAUAAAUGAUCUUGUUGAGAAAAGUGAUAAAAGUGGUUCUAUGAGAGUUGAUGAACAGAUUGAUAAAGAUCAAAUUAUCAAAGAUUUGAGGGAAAAAGAAGCUAUGAAGGAGGAAAAUCUUAAACUAAUGUUUUCUACUAAGAAGAGAAAAAAAAGAGGGAAAUCCAAAAGGAGGAGAUCACCUGAGAAUUUCCCAAAUGCACACAUUGUGAAUUCCAAUUUCAAUCAAGAUAAUAAUGUAGUGCAAGUGAAGUCCAUUGCCUCUCCGCCACCACCUCCACCACCAUCUCCACCACCACCACCACCUCGAGUAUGCAAAACUGAGUUAAAAUCCGAUCCAAAUUCGUGCAAUGGCCGUUACAUUUUUGUACACACACUCCCUAGAAGGUUCAAUGUGGACUUACUAAGAGAUUGCAAGUCUCUUGAUUUAUGGAUGGACAUGUGUGAGUAUGUAAAAAAUUCAGGUCUAGGACCAAAACUUCCAAAUUUAGACCAUGUUUUCUCUGAAUAUGGCUGGUUUUCAACUAAUCAAUUCUUAUUAGAAGUAAUCUUCCACAACAGGAUGAAACAAUAUGAUUGCUUAACUAAUGAUCCUUCUAUAGCUUCUGCUAUCUUUGUACCUUUCUACGCCGGGCUUGAUGUAGCCCGGCAUUUAUGGAAUACAGACUCCGAUGUAAGAGAUUCAAGUGGGUUCGAGUUAGUCAAGUUACUAAAGAGGAAGCAAGAGUGGAAGAGAUGGUGGGGUAGGGAUCAUUUCUUUGUUGCAGGAAGAAUUACUUGGGAUUUUAGAAGGUCAUCAGCAAAUAAGAAUGAUCCAGAUUGGGGAACUAAAUUCCUUUACUUACCUGAAUCAAAAAACAUGACAGGUUUAGUAAUUGAAUCAUCACCUUGGAAUAGCAAUGAUUUCGGUAUACCAUAUCCGACUUAUUUUCACCCUGCAAAUGAUGCCGAAGUGUUUCAAUGGCAAACUCGAAUGAGACAGCAUAACAGGAGGAAUCUGUUUUCUUUUGCUGGUGCACCAAGACCUGACAGACCAGAUUCGAUACGCAAUCAAUUGAUCAAACAAUGUGAGAGUUCAAACAAAUGUAUGUUGAUUCAUUGCAAGAAUUGGAAGAAUAUGUGUCAUCAACCAACUGAACUGAUGAAAAUGUUCCAAAGUUCUGUUUUCUGUUUACAACCUACAGGAGAUUCUUACACUAGAAGAUCAACAUUUGACAGCAUACUUGCAGGUUGUAUACCUGUUUUUUUUCAUCCUGGUUCAGCUUAUGUGCAGUAUUUGUGGCAUUUUCCUAGAGAGUUUACUAAGUAUUCUGUUUUUAUUCCUAUGUAUGAGGUAAGAAAUGGGACAGUUAAUAUACAAAAGGUGUUGGAGAAUAUACCUAUGCAAAAAGUUGAGGAAAUGAGAGAAGAAAUAAUACAGUUGAUUCCUAAGAUAAUUUAUGCUGAUCCAAGGUGUAAAUUAGAGACUUUGGAAGAUGCAUUUGAUGUGUCUAUAAAAGGUGUUUUGGAGAGAAUUAGAAGGAUUAAAGAGGAUAUGAAAGAAGGAAGAGAUGAUAGUUUUGGUUAUGAUGAAAGACAAGCAUGGAAGUAUAGGUGGCUUGGGAAGUUGAAAGAACAUGAAUGGGAUCCUUAUUUUUCUGGUUAUUUUGAUACUAGAAAUUUCACAAAUUUUUAAUUUUUUUCAAAGUUUUUAGUACUCAAUUUUGAGGUAGUAAUGGAAUUUUUUUAUUUUUUAUUUGGUUUUGCAUUAUUGUAUUUGGUAGUUUUUGUACUUAUAUGAGUACAUUUCUUAUCGAGCAACAGGUGAUGGCUAAGUAAUAUUGGCAUCAUCGAAAAAAUUCAAGAAUGUUUGUUUUGGGCUAGUUAUGAUGGUUUAUAAUGGAUCAACAUAUAAUUUCACCAUUGCUAUCAUCAUAUUGAUGCAACAAAUAGAACAAUGGAAAUUUACAUAUAAUUAUCAUUAUGAAUACGCUUUUACAUAACAAAUUUAUAUAUUCAACUACAGCCUACAAGUUAAGAUCUAUAUAUUCUUAUACCUAAUUCGUGACCAAAACAUAACAAGCAUCGAUCCUGCCCAUUUUAUUUGGGAACAAAAGCAUAUGAUGAUAGUUAUGCUACAAAAUUACAAUUUAGU
This is a messenger RNA of Beta vulgaris subsp. vulgaris (sugar beet), 2457 nucleotides long. RefSeq names its product xyloglucan galactosyltransferase KATAMARI1 homolog. Gene Ontology annotation, molecular function: glycosyltransferase activity. Lineage: Eukaryota; Viridiplantae; Streptophyta; Magnoliopsida; Caryophyllales; Amaranthaceae. The record is from RefSeq and is a predicted model, not a curated record. The transcript has a single exon. The coding region runs from base 1 to 1998 and encodes 665 amino acids.